This is a messenger RNA of Lasiodiplodia theobromae, 573 nucleotides long. RefSeq names its product 50s ribosomal protein Mrp49. The record is from RefSeq and is a predicted model, not a curated record. The transcript is spliced from 3 exons. Gene Ontology annotation, molecular function: structural constituent of ribosome. Gene Ontology annotation, cellular component: mitochondrion. Bases 1 to 573 code for a protein of 190 amino acids. Lineage: Eukaryota; Fungi; Ascomycota; Dothideomycetes; Botryosphaeriales; Botryosphaeriaceae.
AUGCCGACGAUAGGACAGCGCAUGCACAAGCUGAAGAAACUCCUCGCAAUCAGACUCGGACCCGGCGCCGCCGUGUUACCCAAGGAUGUCAAGAAAAUAACCAUGCGCUUCGCGCCCAAGAUUGACGACGGCCACCGAGGACCCAAGAAGUUCUUCCGGACGAUGCUUCCGCGCCUGCAGUACCGCAACCCCGCGCUGCGCAUCACCGUCGACCGCACCGCCGCGCAGUCCGACCCGGCCGUCAUGAACAUCAUCUUCUCUUCCUCCUCUUCCGCACCCUCUUCCUCCACCUCCACCGAAGCGCAAUCGGCAACAACAUCGGCCAACCGCACCGUCACCAUCCAGAUGAAGCACAAGACGGAGAGCGAGAUCCUGCAGCAGCUGUACGAGGCCACGGGCGCGCAAGAGGUCGAGCCGACGGAGGUGGAGAAAGAAGAGCUGCAGGAGCUGAAGGAGUACGACGAGCGCAGCCGCAGGGACAGCGAGCGCCAGACCGAGGUCAACAGGCAGCGCAAGAGGGAGGCUGAGAUGCUGGCUGCGGCGAGGGGAGGCGUGGCGUUGAAUCCGUCGUAG